Sphenostylis stenocarpa is the source of this 639-nucleotide messenger RNA. Lineage: Eukaryota; Viridiplantae; Streptophyta; Magnoliopsida; Fabales; Fabaceae. The record is from the annotation of a GenBank genome assembly.
AUGUGUGAGCAACUUGUUGAGAAUCCAAUUCGGGAGGACCUCGUCCUUGGUCCCGACCUCCAAAGCAAGAAUGGUCUCGGCCUCAAUAAUUGUGAAAGUCUUCCUGCUUAUGUUCCUUUGGUUGAGGAAGCUAAAAGAACUGUGUCAAUAAUGUUCUCUCGCACAAUAAAUGUGCCGGGCAACAUGUAUUCCAAGGGCAAGAUGAAUACCGUUGCCGUUGACGGCACUCUGAGUUCAUUCAACAACCUGGGGAGAGGGAAACAAAGUAUCACCGACUCCAGGAUUGAAAGUGGGGCAAGCAUCCAAAACCCACAUCGUGCCUCUGUCCCUUCCAUAGGAGGAACUGUAAACUCGUUCGUCAAUAAUAGUGAGGGUGAUCAGAAUAUCGAGAAAUCUGUAAUUAAGAGCGGAGUCCGAGAGGUGAAAGAAGAGAUAAAGGAAGUUGGUAUCAAGGAGUUAUGGGAACACUUGGAGGAAAUUGGUGUUGAAGAGGAUUCCGUGUCUACUGCAUAUAUGUACCUUUCUAAAAAUCCUGAUGCUUUAAAGAUUUUUAAUGGUGUUCCAAUUCCUAAGCGCAAGAAAAUGCUACCUAAGAUUAUGUUAUCCAAGGAAUCGGAUCGGAAUGUUAAGAUAACAUAG